AUGAAAUUCUUGAGUUCGUGGGCAAGGAGCAACGCACGAGGAGAAGUACGGUCAAAGGAGCAGAUCAGACCCACGCAUCAUGUAUUGGCGGCUUUCGUCGCACUCUGUCUCUCCAUAUUCCUGGUAGCACUCGACACCGUACUCAUACCAACGGCUCUUCCCACGAUUUCUCGGUCUUUUCGCAUCUCCGACUCCGUAUACGCCUGGACGGGAUCUUCCUACCUUCUCGCGAAUGCCUCAUCCGUCCCUUUCUGGGGUAGGCUUUCGGACGUAUUUGGUAGGAAACCGGUCAUCCUGGCAGCCAACGCUGUAUUCCUUGGCGGGAGCGUCUUGUGCGCCAUCAGUAAAAGUUCUUCCAUGCUCAUCUCUGGUCGAGUGGUCCAAGGUCUGGGCGGAGGGGGCGUCGUGGUUCUAGUACAUGUAUGCGUCAGUGACCUGUUCACGAUCCGGGAUCGGUCAUUCUACAUGGGUACCGUCGGCGCCAUCUGGGCUCUGGCAUCCGCUCUCGGACCGGUACUUGGUGGCGUCUUUGCACAACGUCUUCAUUGGACGUGGUGUUUUUACAUCAACAUGCCAAUCGUCUCGCUCGCAAUCGUGGUUCUCUACCUUACAUUGCACGUUCACAACCCACGAGUACCUCUCAUGGCCGGCCUCGCAGCUAUGGACUGGCUGGGUACUAUCACAAUAGUCACUGCUACUGUACUGCUGCUUGUUGGUCUCCAAGUAGGUGGGAUUACAUCAUACUCGAAUGCGGGAGUUCGUACGUGCUUGGUGCUUGGACCGAUUGCGUACAUUGCCUUUCCUUUCUCACAACAUUGGGUAGCUCAACAUGGUGGGAGCCCAAUCAUGCCAUUGCGAAUAUUCAAAGAUAUCAGCAACCUCUGCGCGUUAGCUGUUUGUGCAUGCGACACUCUAGUCUUUACUUCGGUGGCUUACUUCCUACCUCUAUACUUCCAAGUUGUCCUUGGUCGCAGCUCUGGUAUCACAGGAGUUUACAUGCUCGCAAUCGCAAUACCGUUAGCGAUAAUUUCAUUUGUGUCUGGUCAUGUCAUCGAAAAGACUGGUCGCUUUCUCGAGCCGCUUCAAAUGGGACUCUUUAUUAUGACACUUGGAGUCGGCCUGCUUAUCUCGCUGGGUACUUCGCCAAAUCUCGAAAUCAUCAUUGUGGUGCUGAUUGUCAUCGGCCUAGGAUUUGGUCCCAAUUUCGGUGCACCACUCAUCGCUCUGCAAACACGGAUUCGGGAAUCAGAUAUCGCCUCCGGUACCGCAGCUUUUGGCUUUGUACGCGCGAUUUCAGGUGCGAUUGGUCUUGUCUUAGGCCAAGUGGUAUUCCAGCUUCUCAUGGCUGCAUAUCCCAAGGAGAUUGUUGACAGUGGUGUCACGAAGGACAUCGCCUCGAAAUUUACUGGAGGCGAAGCUAUAUCUUACAGCGUCAUCAUCACUGAGCUUACUGAAUCUCAGGCCCAUGUGGUUCGCCACGAGUUCAUGAGUGCACUGAGAGGGAUGUGGAUCUUUUACACGACUGUCGGCGCAGUGGGUCUAUUAGUGUCUUUUGGUAUUAAAAGAACGAAGUUGCAUCGAAAUUUAAUCACCGAGCUCAACAAGAUGGAGUGUGCGCCGAGCGAUGAUGCGUCAGAUAGCAACAUGCGCGCGCGCGGUUGA
Molecule: messenger RNA, 1662 nt
Organism: Alternaria burnsii
Lineage: Eukaryota; Fungi; Ascomycota; Dothideomycetes; Pleosporales; Pleosporaceae
Product: mfs general substrate transporter
Exons: 3
Coding region: 1-1662 (553 amino acids)
Biological process (GO): transmembrane transport
Molecular function (GO): transmembrane transporter activity
Source: RefSeq, a predicted model, not a curated record